Molecule: messenger RNA, 1134 nt
Organism: Fraxinus pennsylvanica
Lineage: Eukaryota; Viridiplantae; Streptophyta; Magnoliopsida; Lamiales; Oleaceae
Source: the annotation of a GenBank genome assembly
AUGGCUCUUGUAACCAGAAUCCCUUCUCUUUCUGCAUCUUGUUCUGCUUCCUGUUCAACUGCGAACAACCAAUCAAGAAAAUCCAAUUCUUUUAGAUUCACACCAGUUUUUUCCAUUAACUGUUCAUUACAUUCACAAGAAACUUCGCCUUUUACUGAAAAUCACUCUGUUGAAAGGUACGAAAGAGAUAGCUGGUUGUACAAGUACCAGCUACAGAAUUCCUUAUCUUCCUCUUGCCCAGUUCCUCCUGAUCUUGAAUCCAUCAGAGAGUAUGAUAUUGCAUUGCAGCUCCCGGAGCUAAAGAAAUUGUUAGAAGUUUUGAGAGAAAAGAGAGAGAGUGAAAAUAGGGCUCAGAGAAGGUGCCCUGGAAAUGUUUUCUUGGUGGGGACAGGGCCUGGGGACCCUGAGUUGCUGACAGUGAAGGCAUUGAGGGUGAUAAAGAGCGCUGAUCUAUUGUUGUAUGAUAGAUUGGUGUCUAAUGAUGUGUUGAAUUUGGUGUGUCCGAGUGCUAGGCUUCUCUAUGUUGGCAAAACUGCUGGGUACCAUAGCAGAACCCAGGAGGAAAUUCAUGAAUUGCUUUUGAGCUUUGCUGAAGUUGGGGCGAAUGUAGUGAGGCUGAAAGGCGGGGAUCCAUUGGUAUUUGGAAGGGGUGGAGAGGAGAUGGACUUUCUGCAACAACAAGGAAUUGAAGUUAAAGUCAUUCCGGGUAUAACAGCUGCCUCUGGAAUAGCUGCAGAACUGGGGAUUCCAUUGACGCAGCGUGGUGUUGCAAAUAGUGUUAGGUUUCUCACAGGCCACUCAAGAAAUGGUGGGACAGAUCCUCUAUUUGUAGCAGAGAAUGCAGCAGAUCCCGAUUCCACUCUGGUUGUUUAUAUGGGCUUGUCAACUCUCCCUUCUCUUGCCUCAAAAUUGAUGCAUCAUGGAUUGCCACAAGAUACAGCAGCAGUGGCUGUUGAACGAGGAACAACUCCUCAACAACGCACGGUGUUUGCUGAACUGAAGGACCUUGCUGAUGAAAUCGCGCUAAAUCAGCUGGUAUCACCAACUCUAAUCAUCAUUGGGAGAGUCGUUGCUUUGUCUCCAUUAUGGCAUCAUGUAAAGAAAGAGACUUCUGUUCUGAUGGAGGCCAAUUAG